UUUCGAUCAAGAACAACUUCCAAUAAUAGUAGCGGUAACACCUCACCGAGUCUGGGACCUACAACAAAUACAAAAGCCGUUGAUAAAAUGGCAAUCGAUGAACCAGAGCAGUCAGGAGAGCAGCUUUAUUGUAUCUGUAGGUCAUCUGAUGGCCAAUCAUUUAUGAUUGAAUGUGACAAUUGUGAUGAAUGGUUCCACGGCGCCUGUGUAAAAAUAUCAUCCGAAGAAUCAUUAAUGGUGGACAAAUUUUAUUGUCCAAAUUGUACAGGGUUCAAAACAUCGUGGAAAGCAGAAAAAUGUAAAUAUCAACCCUGCAAAAAACCAGCUAGAUUCAUAAAAUCGAAAUUCUGUUCAAUCAAAUGUGGAAUGGAUUACAGCCGUAUUCUUCUCGAAAAGGAAGAAAGGGCGGCUAAAAUGAAAGCAUUACUAAACAAAAAAAACAAGGACAAUAAAAAAGGACCGGUAAAGCGAAAUGUUACAAAUCGUACGGGUCAGUUGGAAGAUGGUGAAAAGUUGAAAAGGAUAGCGAAUAAAGAAGCUAAAAUUAAAAAAGAAUUGGAAGAAAUUGAGACACUUAACAAUGUGGCAGGGCGAAGCACUGAAAAGGUUCAGAGUGAGAGUGAUCAAGUUGAUAGCGAUGGGUCAGCUCAGGAUGUUCCAUGCGAAUUUGAGAAACAAUCCGAGAGCGAUGGGCCUAUACGCAAUGCUCCAAUCUGUGGAUACAGUCCUCGGCUCGAUUGGGUUAUCGAUAAAGACGAUUUAAAAUAUGUGGGGGAAGAAAUUUGUACAGUUCAAAAGGCGCGCUGUAAAAAACACCGUAAUUGGCAAAGCCGUAAGAACAUGCAGAUCGAAUUGGCAAAAGCUAAUAAGAACAAGCACCUUUCAGAACUUGCCGAAAAAAAGAAAUUAACAAAAGCACGAAUGAGGAAACGAAACGAUAUGGAAGAAGCAAUAAUAAACGAAACAAUUGAUCAUAUGGCUCGUUUGCAAUUUUUAACUUCGUUAACUCGUGCACAGACAAAUUAUGCGUUACCACCUCCUAAUAUCCAGGGAAUACCACAGGAACAAAGUAACAAUUCUUAUCCUAACACAGAAUAUGCGAGGCUACUAGCUUACUCUUUAUAUUUUUACGAAGCGGAAAGAAGUGGAAAAUUACCCGCAAACAAUAGGGUAUCGUGGAGGUAUGAUUCAGCGCUAAGCGACGGUCAAGAUGUUGGACUUGAUUUAAUGAUUGCCUGGGGAGCUUUAGAAUGGGGUAAUGGUUAUCGAUUGGCAAAUCAGACCCAAUAUUUGAGAGAUAUGAUAAAGUGGGGCACCGAUUGGCUAAUAAAUGCCAGCUCGAAUACGAAUAAUACAGGAAAUCAAUAUCUAUAUGUGAUGAUUGGUAGCCUUGAUUCAGAUCUUAACUAUUGGGGACCUGAUACAAAUAUUCCUACUCCACGUCCAUCGAUAAACGUUAGCUCGUCUGCUCAUGGUACUGAUGUUUCAGGAGAAACGGCGGCAGCGAUGGCUGCAUCAUCUUUAGUGUUUCUUAAUCAAUUUAAUGAUUCCGCGUACGCCAAUACACUUUUAACAUACGCGAAAAAUUUAUACUCUUUCGCCGAAACAACACCUUUCACUGUAUAUCAAAAUUCAGCACCACAAGUAAAAGUUGCAUAUAAUUCAUCCAAUUAUGCUGACGAAUUGGUCUGGGGUGCUCUUUGGUUAUAUCGUGCGACAAAUGACACGAGCUAUCUUGAUAAAGCUGUUAACUAUUUUAACACUAAUUCACUGAGCGGUUUGCAAAAAGUAUUUAAUUGGGAUGAAAAAUCUGGCGCGUGUUAUGUGUUAUUUGCACAAUUAUUUCAGCAAUCUGGUAAGGAUGCAAGUAUGUGGAAAUCUGAGGCGGAACGAUACUUGGAUAACGUUGUAAGACAAUCUGGUAGUUGUUCAUUAACCAAUGGUGGCCUUUUAUGGUGUGACGGUGACAGCAAUGCUGCACCCUUAAACCCAUCUCUCGGUGCAGCUCUUUUGUGUCUAGUUUACGCACCAUUUGCUACUUCACCUGAUAAGACUAAAAGAUAUAUGAAAUUUGCCUUAUCGCAAAUUGAUUACAUUCUUGGUAAAAACCCUAUUAACACACCGUAUGUCGUCGGUGUUCAUCCAAACUCACCGCAGAAUCCUCAUCAUGCUGGUGCGCAUGGUGGAACUGAUGUAUCCAAUUUGAAUAAUCCGCCUCAAACCCAACAUGUUUUAUAUGGUGCAAUUGUGGGUGGUCCAAAUAAAAAUGACCAAUUUAGUGAUUCAAGAGCUGAUUAUGUUGAAACUGAG
Messenger RNA from Scutellospora calospora, 2310 nucleotides. The record is from the annotation of a GenBank genome assembly. Lineage: Eukaryota; Fungi; Glomeromycota; Glomeromycetes; Diversisporales; Gigasporaceae.